Auanema sp. JU1783 is the source of this 858-nucleotide messenger RNA. NCBI's taxonomy places the organism in Eukaryota, Metazoa, Nematoda, Chromadorea, Rhabditida, Rhabditidae. The record is from the annotation of a GenBank genome assembly.
AUGAUGGAUCUUCAGUUUUUCCUUAACUGCUUAUCAGUUUCUGCCAUUAUCACAACAAUAUGUUUAUUCUUCACCGGAAUACCUAUCUGUAAGAAAAUUUUAAAUCAAAAGUCCACACAAGAUAUCUGUGGAAUUGUCUUUCUGAUGGGAUUCAUAGGAUGCUCUUUCUGGCUAAGAUACGGUUUCUUGAAAGAGGACAACACAAUGAUGAUUGUGAAUGCUGUUGGAUCGAGUCUUUUCCUCAUUUACUGCACUUUCUAUUUGGUCUACACAACGCCCAAAUUCACCUUUGCAUGGAAAUAUUGUUUAUCGUGGAUGCUUAUAAUCAGCAUGUUGUUAUAUACAGAAAUUCAACCAAAUAUGGAUUUAUUAGGCAUUGCUUGUAUGACUUUCAAUAUUUUAACUUUUGGUGCACCUUUAGCUGGAUUGGGUAUUGUACUCAGAAAGAAGUGUUGUGAUAGCCUGCCGCUACCCAUGUGUGUCGCAAACUUACUCGUGAGUUCUCAAUGGCUCUUGUACGGUAACAUAGUUAAGGAUUCAUACAUCAUGAUUCCAAAUGGAAUCGGCAUGGCAUUGGCUGUCUUCCAGCUUUGUCUCUUCAUCGUAUUCCCCAUGAAUACACACGAACGUUCAUUGUUGGAUAGAUUCAUGUCGUUAUGUAGUCAUCCAGAGAUAUCAGAACCAGAUACAGUUGAACAAAGCAAGUGCUCAUCUACUACCCUAACUAUUGACAGUGAAGAUGCAUUCUUGAAGCAAGCCAAAAAUGUAAAAAGACAUUCCAAUGUGCAGAUGGAUGACUCAAUUGCAUAUCCAAUCACUAAAACAAAAAGUUUUCCGGAUGUAUCUCGUCUGGCCUAA